Rhodofomes roseus is the source of this 2580-nucleotide messenger RNA. RefSeq lists its product as uncharacterized. Gene Ontology annotation, cellular component: nucleus. Gene Ontology annotation, molecular function: zinc ion binding; DNA-binding transcription factor activity, RNA polymerase II-specific; DNA binding. NCBI's taxonomy places the organism in Eukaryota, Fungi, Basidiomycota, Agaricomycetes, Polyporales, Fomitopsidaceae. The transcript has 13 exons. Bases 409 to 2580 code for a protein of 723 amino acids. Gene Ontology annotation, biological process: regulation of DNA-templated transcription; DNA-templated transcription. The record is from RefSeq and is a predicted model, not a curated record.
GCAACAGCGACCGCGACCACGAGCACGACGCCUCCGCCAGCCUCCUCGUCGCCCGCGCCCGUCUCCGCCGCCACCCUCCGCGUCUCUCCGUUGCACUCGCACGGCGAGCGGCUCCCAGGCGCCCGUGAGAGGAGGAUGACAGUCAGGUUCGUCCUCCAUCUCCUUUUGUGGCCGCGGCAGAUCCGUUUCGCCCUUUCAGAUCCCCCUGUGUAACGCUCGCCGAUGCAGCGUCUGCCUUCCCCAGACUUGCCCUGGAACCACCACAGCCACGGCCAGUCCGUCCUCUGCGUGCCGCCGGCAGUGUGCUGAAGCCCGCCCUCGUCGCCCUUGUUGCCCACCACGCCCGUAAUCCUCUGUACUGACCUCCCGCCACCAGGAGCAACCACACCCACCGUAGGAAAGCGUGUCAUGGACCCCCGCACUCGUGGCGGUCAUAUCUCUCUCGGACCCAUCGAUCCCGGCGGCUCAGACAGUCCCGUCGAUGCACAGUCCUCGUCCCCACAGGCCCAUAACUCCGUCGCCUUUGUGAAGGGCGGCAAGCGGAAGCGGCUCAGCAAGGCUUGCGACGCUUGUCACAAGAGCAAACGAAGAUGUGACGGCACAGCCCCCUGCAGUAACUGUUAUUUCGCCUCCAAGCAAUGCACCUACACCGAUUCCUCCGGUCGGCUAGUACCUGCACCUCGCAACGCAGCUCAUGGGGAGCGUCCUGCACAGUCGCCGGCGGACGUUCUCACGGACGACCUCGGAUCUCCGCACAUCGACUUGUCCCAGCCCAUUCCGAACCCUCCAACAAAGGAGCACAACGCGUCGCCCAAGCGGAACCGGUCGGGCACAUCGAGCCGCAGCCCGACGGGGACGUUCGCGUCAUCCUCCCAGCACUCGCCCCAGCUCCCGCAGCCGAGCGAGCCACGAUCAAAGCUUCUGGAUCCUGACACGACGCAUGAAUUGGUCAACCUCUUCUUCGCGCACUGCAACCCGCACCGGCUCAUCCUGCACAAACCGUCCUUCUCCGCGGCGCUCAGCCACAACCGCGUGCCGGAGUACCUGGUGCUCGCGCUCUGCGCGGUCGCCGCGCCGCUGUCCAAGUCGAUUGCCGCGCAGGCUAGCAUCGCGCGCGUCGCAGGCGUGCCGUUCUACCAGGAUGCGGUCAGGAUCAUGUUCGACAACGCGGGGCGGCUUCUGAGCGAGCCCACGCUCGAGACGGCGCAGGCGCUCUGCCUAAUGGAGAUGCAUGAGAUUGCGGCGAGCCAUUCUUGGACGAAGCACAACAAAUACUUUGAUCUGGCGCUGAAGGUCCUGGAGGAGAGCCUGGAGGUGGAGAAGCCGGACGACCAGGUCCGGGGCCGGACGGACGACCUGGACUUCUGCAUCGAGCGCGAGUGCACGCGGCGCUGUUUCUGGCUGAUCCAGUGCAUGAGCUGGAUCAGCGGGAUCUACAUCUACAAGCCGGUGCGCCCGCGAAGUGUGGACAUGACGAAGAAGGUCCGGCUGCCGAUUGACGAGACGACGUUCGACCUGGCUGCCCAUUGGAAUUCAGCGACCGUUGAAUAUCUGCACGUCCAGGCGCCGACGACGCGCUACGCGUCUCAGUUUGGACAUGUGCUGCGGAUUUUGUCGAUAUAUCAGACUGUGCAGAACGUCAUUGUUCAAAACGAAGGACCUGCGCGAGCACGAGCGUUACGGGAAUGUCGACAGAUGCUUGAUAACUGGCUCGCAUCUCUGCCGCAACACUUACAAUUUUCGGAAGACAACGUUCAGAAACAAAUCGACAUGUUCGAGACGAGCUCCAACACAGGUGCUUGGUGUUUCUGUUUCAUGCACGCAUUAUACCCCUGUUGCUAUCUAGCUUUUCUCGAGGGAGAAGGUCGAUUAGGCGAGCCUAUCGAAUGGGUGCGGGACCAACUAGGGACCAUAUUCAACGCUACAGGUACUCGGGCCAAAAAUACCAUUCUCUCGGCAUGCGUCAUCUGGUCAUACAGCAGAUAUUACCCCGAUGACCCGAAGAUCCGAGUAUGGGACACCGACUUUGAGAAAGUGUGGGGGUUCCGCGUGCUGGUCGUGGCGGACCAGUGGCGGCAGGUCCAGGAGCGCGACCGGGCCCAGGCCAACGCGUCGCCCAAUGCGAGCCCUCCGCACGUCGCCGGCGUCUCACCCACAAUUGCCAAAAACAAUGUGCUUAUGGGUCCAGGGAGGCAAGGCGGGUUCGACGUCGCGCCACCACACCAUCACGGAGAUAUGGGCUUGGACCACCGGUACGACCACCACAACCAGAUAGGGCGCGCACGGCCCUACGCCUCGGGUGCAGAGCUUCCUGUUCAGGCUCCGAUGGUGCGCACUCGGGAUGGGGCUCCGAACCUGCCAUCAUUGAAGGCAAGCGGCCUGCUCGACACGUUCCCGCCGCCAUCGGACGCGUUUGCGACCGCGCUGUCGUUGUCCCCACAGGGCGCGACGUUUCAGCAGGACGACCGUCGGUCGGUGACGACGCUGCUCAACUCACCGGUGCAGCAAUUGCGGGGGAACAUGCCCGUCACGUCAAGUCCCAUGAUGCCCAUAGGCCUAGACUGGUUAGGGAAGCCGUGA